AUGGUUCUUGAUUAUGCAAAAGGUGGAAAUUUUGAUCAUUGGGUAUAUAAAAAUUAUAGAAAUUUUAAUUGGUCAUAUAAAUUAACAACAUUAUGGAAUAUUAUUAAAGGUCUUGAAGAAAUUCAUCAAAAACAACUGGUUCAUAAUGAUUUUCAUACAGGAAAUAUAUUAUUAAAUGUUUUAUAUGUUAAUAAUUUAAAUGAUAAUAGUAUAUAUGUUUCAGAUAUGGGAUUAUGUGGAAAAGCUGAUGAUGUUAACCAAAAUAAUAUUUAUGGAGUUAUGCCUUAUGUAGCUCCUGAAGUGUUAAAAGGAAAACCUUACACUCAAGCAGCAGAUAUAUAUAGUUUUGGUAUGAUUAUGUAUUUUGUAGGAACUGGAAAACAGCCUUUUUCUGAUUGUGCUCAUGAUAAGAUUUUAGCAUUAAAGAUAUGCAAUGGAAUUAGACCUGAAAUAAAUGAGUCAGAAGCGCCAAAAUGUUUUAUUGAUUUAAUGAAAAAAUGUUGGGAUUCAAAUCCAGGCAAUAGACCAAAAAUAACCGAAAUUCUUGAAUUAAUUGAUCUAUAUUUCUGUUCAUAUAAGAUAUCAUUUCAAGGGUCAUUGAGAUGGUUACAUGGUGUAUCUUAA
Messenger RNA from Rhizophagus irregularis DAOM 181602=DAOM 197198, 624 nucleotides. Lineage: Eukaryota; Fungi; Glomeromycota; Glomeromycetes; Glomerales; Glomeraceae. The record is from RefSeq and is a predicted model, not a curated record.